This is a messenger RNA of Drosophila ananassae, 900 nucleotides long. It is a transcript of the gene Pstk, whose product is annotated as L-seryl-tRNA(Sec) kinase. The record is from RefSeq and is a predicted model, not a curated record. The transcript has a single exon. The coding region runs from base 1 to 831 and encodes 276 amino acids. Gene Ontology annotation, molecular function: kinase activity; tRNA binding. NCBI's taxonomy places the organism in Eukaryota, Metazoa, Arthropoda, Insecta, Diptera, Drosophilidae.
AUGCCGCGCAUCUGCCUGCUGGCGCUUAUCGGCCUCCCAGGGGCGGGUAAGUCCUCGCUCUGUGACUGGCUUUUAAGCCAACAAAGUGCUCACCGCGGCCGUUACAUCGUCCACUUGUGCUAUGACGACCUCCUCGACACCCGGCUGGCCUACAGGGACCAGCGCGCUCUCGUCUUCAGGAUCCUCGAACAACUCAUUUCCGCCAUUCACGGAGCCGGUGAGUGGCCCGCCGAGGUUCCACGAACCACCUCACCCGACAGCAGCAACGCAGACUGCAUCAUACUGUGCGACGACAACUUCUACUACCGUAGUAUGCGCUACAAACUCCACCAGCUCUGCCGUUCAGAGGGCUGCACCUACGGACAGAUAUACGUCGCCAGUUCGCUCACAUCCUGUCUACAGAACAACUCCCUGCGCACUGGUAACACUCGAGUGCCGGAUCACGUAAUCCGACAGAUGCACGACCGGCUGGAGCUGCCAUCUGCGGCGGCGUGGGAGGGCGACACUCUCACGGUUUGCGAUGUCCACUCUGAAGCUAUGCGGUUGCCUGUAGUCGGGUUCCUAAACACUUUAUUGGAAAAGACUACAGGGGAGACUCAGCCACAAGUGGCUGUGGAGUCACAGCCACACACACAGUCUGGGGCGCACCGGCUGGACUUGUUGCUGCGGGCCCGCAUAAAGACAAUAAUAGAAGGGUUAGCCGAGCCAAGCGAAAGACAAGAGGCGAGCGGUCGAUUGAACGGGCGGCGUAAGCAAAUACUGACGCAUUUCCGGGCGGAGGAUGACGGCAUGCAGACAGACUUGAAUUGCUAUGUAAACUUGUUAAAUUAAGCUAAGGAUAGGCUAAAUCGUUUGUAUGCAACACUUUCACACAGUGAUAAAUACACAGCCAUGUACAUA